GAAACCCAAAAAUCGCACGGCCCGAAACAGCAAGGUCUAGCGCUCGCCUCUCUCCUCCUCGUCUUCGGCGGCGGCGAUGCUCUCCGGCGACGUUCCCCCGAACCAGACCGUCUACUUCAAGAACCUCAACGAGAAGGUCAAGAAAGAAGAGCUGAAGAGAUCACUCUAUGCAUUGUGCUCUCAGUAUGGAAGAAUAGUGGAUGUUGUGGCCUUAAAAACUCAUAAACUCAGGGGGCAAGCCUGGGUGGCAUUCAGUGAAAUUACAGCGGCCACCAAUGCUUUCCGGGGCCUACAAGACUUCGAUUUUUACGGCAAAAAAAUGCGGGUACAAUAUGCAAAAACAAAGUCUGACUGUUUUGCCAAAGCAGAUGGUUCUUAUGCUCCUAAAGAGAAAAGGAAGAAGCAAGAGGAGAAAGCUGCUGAGAAAAAACGGCGAACUGAAGAUGGACAACAACCCGGUGCUAAUGCUCCUGUCGCCCCAAGCAAUGGAACUGGUCAUCAACCUUCUCGUUUUGCCAAGCCUCCGCAAGAGCCAGCUGCUCCGCCGAACAACAUCCUCUUCCUCCAGAACUUGCCGGACCAGACGACGAGCGUGAUGCUCCAGAUCCUGUUCCAGCAAUACCCUGGUUUCCGGGAGGUGCGGAUGAUCGAAGCCAAGCCAGGCAUUGCUUUUGUGGAGUAUGAGGACGAGAACCAGUCCAUGGUUGCAAUGGAAGCCCUCCAGGGUUUCAAGAUCAGCCCAGAGAACCCAAUGGCUAUAUCAUACGCCAAAAAGUGAACGAUCCCCCGAACCGGCCCAAAAGAAAAUUCUGUAACUAUAAGAUUUUCCACCCUAAGCUUUCAAGCUGCUGUGCUGGCUUUCUAACCCUGUAUUUCUUGGAAGUGACUUGCUUGUUGUUUAAGAAGUUAAAAGUAUCUGCUACUUUAAAAUCAGGUUUGGCUCUA
This is a messenger RNA of Hordeum vulgare subsp. vulgare (domesticated barley), 945 nucleotides long. RefSeq names its product U2 small nuclear ribonucleoprotein B''-like. Lineage: Eukaryota; Viridiplantae; Streptophyta; Magnoliopsida; Poales; Poaceae. Gene Ontology annotation, cellular component: U2 snRNP. Gene Ontology annotation, biological process: mRNA splicing, via spliceosome. The coding region runs from base 77 to 778 and encodes 233 amino acids. Gene Ontology annotation, molecular function: RNA binding. The transcript has 5 exons. The record is from RefSeq and is a predicted model, not a curated record.